This is a messenger RNA of Drosophila nasuta, 2202 nucleotides long. Its product is annotated as cobalamin trafficking protein CblD. Gene Ontology annotation, biological process: cobalamin metabolic process. The transcript is spliced from 4 exons. NCBI's taxonomy places the organism in Eukaryota, Metazoa, Arthropoda, Insecta, Diptera, Drosophilidae. The coding region runs from base 262 to 1122 and encodes 286 amino acids. Gene Ontology annotation, cellular component: mitochondrion. The record is from RefSeq and is a predicted model, not a curated record.
CAAUUAACAGAACAACAACAAAUACACGACAAUAAAGACUGAAGGCUAGAGCGAGAGCAAAAACAAAAACAAAUUAUUUAAUUUUCGACACUUAACCAAAAGGAAUUUCAAAUCAAGCAAACAAAAUUGAACGUAAAAUUAUAGUAAUAUACAGAUUUUCGCUCUUCUCUUCUUCUGCUCACAAUUCGACUGAUUUGGAUGCCAACACCAAAAACAAACUACCAACAAUAACAAUAACAAAGAGAAGCCUUGUGUGAUAUAAUGUCGCGUACACUGAGUCGUUUAUUUGGACGCUGUUUAAUAAGCAAUGCACAUGCGAAGCCCCUGCAGGAUAACACGAUGCGCACCGUGCUCAGCGUUAAGCCAAUACAAAUCGCCUGCUCCUCCAUCGUCUUCUACUCAAAGCGCAACGGUCCGCCGUCCGAUGCAGGCGAGUCAUUUAAAACUGUGACCAAGUCGCGCAGAGUCGAUAAUGAUGACACGAACAUCUUGGAGGGCGAACCUAAUUGGGAGCUGACAUCGAAGCGUCACAAUCGCUUUUAUUUACCAAAUGCCAUUGGACCCGCCUGGCAGGGCGACACAUCGACCGUCGGUUUGAUGGAGCCACUAGCCCAACUAGUCAAUUUUUUCAAGGACGACAAUGUGGAUCGAUCACGCCUAGAGUUUUCGUGCUGUCAGUGUCCAACAUUGAUACGCGACUCAAUCUUUGAGCUGUUUCCAGUGCGUGCAAUUGGACAGCGCGAUUAUGCUAUCACACUGCUCACACUCAGCUACGAGGGCGACAUUGAACAAGGCGCAGCCAAGUUUGUGCUGGCCGCUAGAGAAAUAAGUGAUCGCCUAAUGUCAUUGGGCUACUGGUCGGACUUUUUGAAUCCGUUCAGCGGACGACCAUAUUUUCUGCCACGAGAUGCCUCCAUAUUGUACAAACAAGACUCACGCUUUCGUGGCGUCAAUAUGCGAUUAUCCAAUUAUAAUGACUGCGUCCUUAUUGCGCCCGAGGAGAAUGACAAGACAUGUUUCUCGGGCACCAUCUUUUGCACAGCGCCCAACAAUUAUCCCAUGCUGGUGGAGCUGCUAGCGCCCACAGAGUUUCAAAUGCGUGUGGCACCCGAUCCCGAAUGACACAACACUGCAACAAGCAAGGCGACUGCAUAGUUUUUAGUAGUAUAAUUUCAAAUUCUACACACCUAGUGAGAAUUAUCAUCAAUCAACAGCAGCAUGAGCAGCAAGAGACGAUAAACUAAUUGAAAGACGAAGACGUUGACGUAGCCGUAGCCGUUUAGUGAUUGACAACUGUGUUAAUUGUCAAGUUAUUUGUUUUCUUUUGGACUGUGUACACACAACAUUAAAAUUGAAACAUUUUGCGUACGCAUAAUACAUGAUCUAAUCUAGUAAACAGUAGUACUAUAUAUAUGUAUGUAUGUAUAAUAUUGUAUAUAUAAACAUGCAAUUUUGUGAUCUAUUCAAGUCAAUUUGAGAUUUAAGUGAUGGCCACCUGAUUGCAGUGUCUUUCAAUGUCCUUUAGCCGAUUAAUCAGCGAAUGUAGCUCCUCGGCAUUGCACAUGAACUCCACAAUGGUGACACGCUCGCCGCUACUCUGGCGAUACUGCCCCAGAUUGAUGUGGAAAUGCGGGGCACCACUGCUACUGCCGGAAGUCGAGGAUUUCACAUCGCAAACGAUGCGCCACUGCACAUCGGUGAUGUGUGGAAAACUGUGACCCAACUGCAGUUGACGCAGCACCAGCUCCUUGCGAUUGUCCUCAUAGACGCGUGUCAGCUCAUCCAGUGCGCUGGCAUGUAGCCCAUGAGCUUCAAGCUGCUGGCGCAGCGUUCCACUGUCCCAUCCAUGUUUGGUGGCUACCGCAUAGAGCGUGACUACAGCAUAUUCACUCUGUUUGGCGCUGGCAGCAUUCGUUGCGUAUAUUUCUGGCACUGGUGCAAUAACUACGAGCAGCAGAUAUUACAAUCAUUGUUCAGAGUGGGUGUGUAUGUUGCUUACUUGCAUCUGGAUGGAGCGUCAAUUUCAUUGAAUUGGCAAUAAGUGUUUUGCUGAUGGCUGCGUUUAGUGUGGUGCCCAGAUUCUGUAGACCGGCCACAACUGUGGCGGAGAGCAGGCCACUGUUGUUGGCAUCUUCUGAGUUUGCGUUAGAUGUGGAAGACUGCGUUGCGGUGGCCAUAUGAACAAAUUACAAAAUUUUGCAG